Molecule: messenger RNA, 1206 nt
Organism: Zea mays
Lineage: Eukaryota; Viridiplantae; Streptophyta; Magnoliopsida; Poales; Poaceae
Molecular function (GO): metal ion binding
Source: RefSeq, marked predicted
AGUCCACUCCACAUUUCCACUCCACCGUUUCAGCAGCACCAGCAACACAGCCAAAGCCCAAAGAGGCGGCAGCAGCACAGCAGCUCGGCCUGUUCCCAUGGCUCCUCUGCUGUUCAGGGACAUGAAGGGGCUGUCGUGCUCGUCCCCGGCGUCCACGGCGAUAUGCCCGAGCCUGGAGCGGCAGCCGAUGGUCCGGCCACACAAGGCCAUUGCCAGUGCCAGCCCCCUGUCUCACGUCCCUGCCGCGCCCAGGACACACCGGCACGACGGUAAGAAAGGGCGGCAGCAGGAGGAGCAGCAGCAGCGAAAGGCUGUCGUCGUCGGAAACGCCGGUGGCCUCGUCAGCCCGGCUGGCUCGUCCCGCUACUUGCUGAGCGGCCGCUUCGCCGCCACCGAGGAGAUCCAGGAGGUGGAGUCUGCCCCGGCCGUCGACGUCAAGCCCAAGCGGGAGGAAGCAGGUGAAGCUGCUGCUGAUGCGAAGAGCGCGCAGGCGCAAGAGCAGGCGCAAGAGCAGGUGGUUGUGCUCAAGGUAUCCCUGCACUGCAAAGCAUGCGCCGGGAAAGUGAAGAAGCACCUCUCCAAGAUGGAAGGCGUGACGUCGUUCAACAUCGACUUCGCGGCGAAGAAGGUCACGGUGGUCGGCGACGUCACGCCGCUGGGCGUGCUCAGCAGCGUGUCCAAGGUGAAGAACGCCCAGCUCUGGGCGGCGCCGCCGGCGAUAGCCGCCUGAAGGAAGGACGAGAAGGAAACGGGGGCCCGGAAACCGAAUCAGCAGCCUUUUAGGCCCCCCUAUCCGUUGCGGUUGGCCGGCCGUGGCUGGUGGUAGGGGGAGGAAGAGGAGUGCGUGCGUAGGCGUAGCUGGAGAAGGUGUCCGUACGUACGUAGCCAGGCACGGCACGCGUGACGCGUGUGGGGGCACUGCCGGCCAGCACGCUGGGCCAGUGCGACACUGUGAGCCUGCGCUGGUGUGUCUCCUCGACCAGCAUGCGUCCACCGCGUGUCCGUGUGCUGCCACUUGAAUGCAGAUUUGGUUCUUUCCUGUGGUCGUCUUGUGAGUUGUGUUGUGACCCUCCUUUCCUCUCCUUGUUUGCUGUGGUUGGUUGGCGACAUGCAGUGGUGGUGGUGGUGGAUGCGAUCUUGCUUGCUGCUGCUUGAGUGCUUUCAUCUGUUUCUGUUAUGAUGAACAGGUAACUCUGCCUUUUUUUC